AACAACGUUCGCGCGUUUAAUUUUGGCCCGCGGGGUUGCCGUACUUCGGAAAGAUGGCGACCGUAGUUUUUGUUAGCCGUCCUGCGGGUGUCCUUUCGAGGAUUUCAAGCAGCUGCGGUCCCGCUGCGUUCGCCGCUGCGUCUGUCGCCACAGUUCAGCAGAGGAAGCUGCACCAUGCCGUCGUGCCCAAAGGGAAAGGAGGACGCUCGUCAUCCAGUGGGAUCGCCGCCACCGUGUUUGGGGCCACGGGUUUCCUGGGCCGCUAUGUGGUCAACAGGCUGGGUCGUCUGGGAUCUCAGGUUGUGAUCCCCCACCGCUGCGAUCAGUACGACCUCAUGUACUUCAGGCCCAUGGGGGACCUGGGCCAAAUCAUUUUUAUGGAGUGGGAUGCGAGGAACAAAGAAUCCAUCCAGCGGGCCAUCGAGCACUCCAACGUGGUCAUCAACCUGGUGGGCAGGGAGUGGGAAACCAGAAACUACCGUUUUGAGGACGUCUUCGUCACCAUCCCUCAGCAGCUUGCCAGGGCAACGAAAGAGGCCGGAGUCACAAAGUUUAUCCACAUGUCGCACAUCAACGCCGACAUACGCAGCCCCUCCAAGUACCUGAGGAACAAGGCUGUGGGGGAGCAGGUCGUAAGAGAAGAGUUCCCAGAGGCUAUCAUCAUGAAGCCAUCUGAGAUGUUCGGCAGGGAGGACAGAUUCUUCAACUAUUAUGCAAAUAUGCGCUGGUUUGGCAACGCUAUUCCCCUUUUGGGCCUCGGGAAGAAAACUGUAAAACAACCCGUUCAUGUGGUGGAUGUGGCCAAGGCCAUCGUCAACGCUGUGAGAGACCCGGACGCUAACGGGAAGACGUUCGCCCUCGUUGGCCCAAACCGCUACGUCCUUCACGACCUGGUGGAGUACAUCUACGCCGUGGCACACAGGCAGUUCGUGCCCUACCCGCUGCCUCGCCCAUUCUACCACCUGGCGGCAAAGAUUUUUGCCAUGAACCCGUUUGAACCCUGGACAACCCCGGACAAAAUCGACCGGUUUCACACAACAGACAUGAAGUAUCCGGGACUCCCGGGUCUGGAGGACCUGGGCAUCACCGCCUCCUCCGUGGAGCAGAAGGCGAUUGAGAUCCUGCGCCGCCACCGCCGCUUCCGUUACCUGGAAGCCGAGCUGGACGAGACGAAGCCGGCCAAGACGGUCAACUACUAAACUACAGCAUGAGAAUCCUCCUGAAAUAAUUCUUCUUUCUUUAGCGGUAUUCUGUAUAUAAAUAAACAAUUAUCCUUCC
This is a messenger RNA of Fundulus heteroclitus (mummichog), 1278 nucleotides long. RefSeq names its product NADH:ubiquinone oxidoreductase subunit A9a (gene ndufa9a). Lineage: Eukaryota; Metazoa; Chordata; Actinopteri; Cyprinodontiformes; Fundulidae. Gene Ontology annotation, molecular function: protein-containing complex binding. The transcript is spliced from 11 exons. Gene Ontology annotation, cellular component: mitochondrion. The record is from RefSeq and is a predicted model, not a curated record. The coding region runs from base 54 to 1199 and encodes 381 amino acids.